GUCAGCCCCGUCUCCGUCUGAAGAGUGCUUCUGCCCUCAUUUGCCUCUCCCUGUGACCCCGGCCCCCUCAGACUCCGCUGCGUCGUCUCUCGGCCCCGUCCAGCCGUUCCUGACUGCUCUUGGAUUUUCAGUGGCUUCGCCCCGAGGAGAGCUGACUGCCCUGGGCUGCUGCCUCCGGCAGAGCUGAGCCAAAAUGUCCCCGGAAUCUAAAAAGCUUUUCAACAUCAUUAUUUUAGGAGUUGCCUUUAUGUUUAUGUUCACUGCCUUUCAAACUUGUGGAAAUGUGGCGCAAACUGUCAUCAGGAGCUUAAAUAGGACAGAUUUUCACGGCAGUGGAUAUACCAGCAUGGCUAUUAUCUAUGGAGUGUUCUCUGCUUCAAAUUUGAUUACACCGUCAGUGGUUGCCAUUGUAGGACCUCAACUCUCUAUGUUUGCCAGUGGUUUAUUUUACAGCAUGUACAUUGCCGUUUUUAUCCAGCCUUUCCCGUGGUCCUUCUACACAGCCUCUGUUUUCAUUGGAAUUGCUGCUGCUGUGCUUUGGACAGCACAAGGAAACUGCCUGACAAUCAAUUCGGAUGAGCACAGCAUUGGGAGAAACAGUGGGAUUUUCUGGGCACUUCUGCAGUCUAGCUUGUUCUUUGGAAAUCUCUACAUAUAUUUUGCCUGGCAAGGGAAAACUCAGAUAUCAGAGAGUGACCGAAGAACAGUGUUUAUUGCCCUAACGGUGAUUAGCCUUGUGGGGACAGUUCUGUUCUUUCUCAUUCGGAAACCAGAUUCUGAAAAUGUCCUAGGAGAAGAUGAGUCUUCUGAUGACCAGGACAUGGAAGUCAACGAGUCUGCCCAGAACAAUCUGACAAAGGCAGUAGAUGCUUUUAAAAAGUCUUUUAAGUUAUGUGUCACCAAGGAGAUGCUCCUUCUUAGUAUUACAACUGCUUAUACAGGUCUGGAAUUAACUUUCUUCUCUGGUGUAUAUGGAACCUGUAUUGGUGCUACAAAUAAAUUUGGAGCAGAAGAGAAAAGCCUUAUUGGACUUUCUGGCAUUUUCAUCGGCAUUGGAGAAAUUUUAGGUGGAAGCCUCUUCGGCCUGCUGAGCAAGAACAAUCGUUUUGGUAGAAAUCCAGUUGUGCUGUUGGGCAUCCUGGUGCACUUCAUAGCUUUUUAUCUAAUAUUUCUCAACAUGCCUGGAGAUGCCCCGAUUGCUCCUGUUAAAGGAACUGACAGCAGUGCUUACAUCAAAUCCAGCAAAGAAGUUGCCAUUCUCUGCAGUUUUCUGUUGGGCCUUGGAGACAGCUGCUUUAAUACCCAGCUGCUUAGUAUCUUGGGCUUUCUGUAUUCUGAAGACAGCGCCCCAGCAUUUGCCAUCUUCAAGUUUGUUCAGGCUCUCUUUAAAGCAUGUUACAAGUAAUUAUCAACUAGAAACCAUUAUCCCCAUUUUAUAGAUGAGAAAACCAAGGCACAGAGAGAUCAAGUAACAUAUCCAAGAUGGCAGAGCAGGUAAGUGCAGAUAAGGACCCGCCUAAAUUUGUCCAUGUCCUGAUUGCUGGAACCUGUGAAUAUGUUAGUUCCAUGGUAAGGGGGAAUUGAGGUUGCAGGUGCAAUUAAGGCUGCUAAUCAGCUCACCUUGAGAUGGGGAGAUUCUCUGGAAUUAGCUGAAUGGGCCCAAUAUAAUGUCAGGUCCUUAAAGUGGAAGAUUAUCAGGGAACCUGCCCCCGAUAGUCAUGUAGGUUCUUUUCUAUUUUCCCUAAGCAUCCGCCAGGUUGAGAAAUAAAGGGACAGAGUACAAAAGAGAGAAAUUUUAAAGCUGGGCAUCUGGGGGAGACAUCACAUGUCGGUAGGUUCCUUGAUGUCCCACAAGCUGCAAAACCAGCAAGUUUUUAUUAGUGAUUUUCAAAGGGGAGGAAGUGUAUGAAUAGGGUGUGGGUCAAAGAGAUCACGUGCUUCACAAGGUAAUAGAAUAUCACAAGGUAAAUGGAGGCAGGGCGAGAUCACAGGACCACAGGACGGGGCGAAAUUAAAAUUCCUAAUGAAGUUUCGGGCACGCAUUGUCAUUGAUAACAUCUUAUCAGGAGACAGGGUUUGAGAGCAGACAACCAGUCUGAUCAAAAAUUUAUUAGGCGGGAAUUUCCUCCUCCUAAUAAGCCUGGGAGCACUAUGGGAGACUGGGGCUUAUUUCAUCCCUACAGUUUCGACCAUAGAAGAUGGCCACACCCAAGGGGGCCAUUUUAGAGGCCUACCCUCAGGGGCGCAUUCUCUUUCUCAGGGAUGUUCCUUGCUGAGAAAAAUAAUUCAGCAAUAUUUCCCCCAUUUGCUUUUGAAAAAAGAGAAAUAUGGCUCUGUUCCGCCCGGCUCACCAGCGGUCAGAGUUUAAGGUUAUCUGUCUUGUUCCCUGAACAUUGCUGUUAUCCUGUUCUUUUUUCAAGGUGCCCAGAUUUCAUAUUGUUCAAACACACAUGCUCUACAAUUUGUGCAGUUAACGCAAUCAUCACAGGGUCCUGAGGUGACAUACAUCCUCCUCAGCUUACGAGAUGACAGGAUUGAGAUUAAAGUAAAGACAGGCAUAGGAAAUCACAAGGGUAUUGAUUGGGGAAGUGAUAAGUGUCCAUGAAAUCUUCACAAUUUAUAUUCAGAGAUUGCAGUAAAGACAGGCAUAAGAAAUUAUAAAAGUGUUAAUUUGGGGAUCUAAUAAAUGUCCAUGAAAUCU
This is a messenger RNA of Pan troglodytes (chimpanzee), 2701 nucleotides long. It is a transcript of the gene MFSD11, whose product is annotated as major facilitator superfamily domain containing 11. Bases 194 to 1405 code for a protein of 403 amino acids. Lineage: Eukaryota; Metazoa; Chordata; Mammalia; Primates; Hominidae. The transcript is spliced from 14 exons. The record is from RefSeq and is a predicted model, not a curated record.